Messenger RNA from Saccostrea echinata, 2541 nucleotides. Its product is annotated as MAM and LDL-receptor class A domain-containing protein 1-like. Lineage: Eukaryota; Metazoa; Mollusca; Bivalvia; Ostreida; Ostreidae. The record is from RefSeq and is a predicted model, not a curated record. Gene Ontology annotation, biological process: proteolysis. The coding region runs from base 1 to 2541 and encodes 846 amino acids. Gene Ontology annotation, cellular component: membrane. The transcript is spliced from 18 exons. Gene Ontology annotation, molecular function: metalloendopeptidase activity; zinc ion binding.
AUGUUUCAUCUGAGAGAAGUAGUCCUGAUUCUGCUGGUCCGAUCAUGUUUUCUGCUACCUGUGGAUUACGAUGUCACAGCACCUGAACAAAACCUAGGUGCAGUACAAAUUCAGACAAACGGACAUUUCGAACAUCUGAUGGAUGGGGAGACAUUAGUUGAAGGGGACAUCAUUAAAAAUCGCCGAAAAUCAGCAGUUCAUCAUUUUGAAAUGAGAAUGGCGGCAACAGACAGCGAUUUAGCGUGGACAGGGCGGAUAAUUCCAUACAUCAUCGAUACCACAGGAUAUUCGGUUACAGAGCUCACAGCUAUAAAAAGUGCAUUGGGCAAAAUGACAGCACUUCUUCAAGACUGCAUAACAUUCAAACCAAGGCUUAAAGAGAACGAUUACAUUAAGAUUCAAAAGGGUCACGGCUGUUACAGUUCUGUGGGGAGACAAGGAGGGGAACAGAAGGUGUCCCUGGGCCCCGGUUGUACCGAGCGAACUGGAACCGUAUACCACGAACUGAUGCACGCUCUGGGAUUCUGGCACGAACACACACGGCCUGAUAGGGAUAAAUAUAUCGUGGUCAACUACACCAACAUCAUUCACUCCCAUGUAUCUGAUUUUGAAAAAAUGAAAGAAGACGAGGUGACUAUUUUGGGAGACUACGACUACACAUCUGUCAUGCAUUAUUCUCCUAAAACCUUCGCCAAAGACAAAGUGGACCCUAAGGGGAGAGCGUUUACUGUCAACAGAACUUGGAACAAUCCGUUCCCAGAGAACCAGGAAUACAGGAUUGGACAGAGGGAUGGUCUCAGUACGCUGGACAUACAAAAAAUCAGGAAAAUGUACCAAUGCAGUAUCAAACAGUGCAGCAAUCCCGGGCCACUCAGAAAUGGUAAAAUAGUGGGCCUCGCAGAGACCGGAAACACCGGGGUUGGCGUCACCAUUGCCUACUCCUGUAACGAUCCCGGCGCCAUGUUGGUCGGGCCCCGGAAGAGAUUUUGUAAAAUGGACGGUGAUUGGUCUGGAUUUCAACCCCAGUGUCUUAACCCAAAAGAAGGCUUCAUACAUUUUUGCUCCUUUGAUUCCAAAAAUUUCUGUGGCUGGACACAGGAUCCACAAAACUCUGUUGUAGGAAACUGGAUUCUAAAUAACAAAGAGACGGACACAGAAAAUACUGGUCCGAAUCUAGACCACACGUCAGAGGAUCAUACAGGAUACUACAUUUACAUGGAGUCCUCUUAUAGAACAAAGGGAGAUAAGACCAGAUUACUAUCCCCACUUUUCCACAUAAUGAACAGCACAGGACGCAUGUGUUUAGAGUUAUACUACCAUAUGCACGGAGAAACGAUGGGUUCACUCAAUGUUUUCAUACAAAAUGAGGGGCUUACCCAGACGUUCCAAACUUUUCCGAUCUCUGGAGACCACGGAUCUCAGUGGAACCACCUGGAAGUGAACUUCACGAAUCCAAACGUUCCUUUCAAAGUUGUACUGGAGGGAGUCGUGGGACCAAACUUCCUGAGUGACAUUGGGAUUGAUGACGUCAUCAUCAAGGACUGUAGUCUUGGACCAGGAGAUCAAACCGAGAAACAAGGAGUAUACAAGUGUGAUUUUAACACUGGGUUCUGUGGCUGGUCACAGGAGACGACGGACAUUGCCUGGCAAAAAAACACGGGAGAUACGCCCACUAUCCUUACCGGUCCGGAAUGUGACCGCACCGAUUGUCAGAACGGAACAUACCUUUAUAUAGAAACGUCUGGUACAAGUGCACCAGGAAGUGAGGCAACAUUGAGAUCCCCUUUACUCCAGAGGAGCGGAGACUACUGCCUUACCUUUUUCUACAGUAUGUAUGGGGCUGAUGUUGGUGAGCUUAGAGUAGAAUUAGAAGAAGGUGUCAACAAAUCUAUACAGUGGAUGAAACAGGGUGACCAGGGCAACGGGUGGCACAGUGCGAUGGUUCCAAUAUCUGGUCAGGGAGCAUUCUGGGUGACAUUUGUGGGAAUGAAAGGCUUUGGGUACCGAGGAGACAUUGCCAUAGAUGACGUCACAAUUACAGAAAAUGAAUGCAAGGUUGAUGCCUCCUGCGACUUUGAUAGCGAUUUUUGUGGAUGGCAGAACGAUGUGUUUGACGACUUUGAUUGGUCAAGAAUGAAAGGGUCAACUGCCACUCCUAACACUGGACCAAGGGCGGAUCACACGUCUUCUGAAGGUUAUUACCUUUACAUAGAGAGCUCGGCGCCUAGAGUGAUGGGGGACACAGCCCGUAUUUACUCUCCCUUCAUCAGUAGCUACAACCCAGUGUCCUGUCUGAUCUUCCAUUAUCAUAUGUUUGGAGAGCACGUGGCACAUUUACAAGUACUCCUAGUAACCAUUGAGGGGCAUGAACAAAGUGUAUGGAAGCUUUUCGGAAAUCAUGGCGAUGUGUGGCACAAAGCCACCGUCCAUCUUCCUCCAAUGCAAACAGAUUAUCAGAUUGUGAUCGAGGGUGUCGUUGGUAAUUCUUAUACCGGUGAUAUUGCAGUGGAUGACAUUAUAAUGUUCCAAUCUUGUUUUUAA